CCCAAAGUUCCCAGCACAGCAGCAUAGCGGCAGAGCAAACAUCAGCAACAAUGGCCGCCUUCCGUAGGGUGGCAUCGUUGGCCAGUAAACUUCAUCUGUGUUCGGUGUCGAGAAACGAAUUCGCCGGUCGUCAGAAUGGGUCAAGGACACGGAGGUGUCUCACUUUCGGGUUGUGUCUUGCGACGGGAGGGGCCGUGGCACUUUACUUCUACGAGGAUGUGACAAACCACAGAUGCUGGAAGAGAAUGGUGACCCCCAGCGCCCACGGGUUCCUACCUUUUAUCCCGGCUGUCGAAGCCAAGGAGAAGGCACAUCCGAUGGACUUUGAGGAUGGAGAUGUUCACAUGUCGUCCCACGAGCAUCGCUUUCGUUUGUUUAGCUCUGUGGAGUAUGAAGGGCAACUGUACAUGACUCCUCAGAAUUUCAUCGAGUCUGUCACCAUGAGUGAGCCAAGGAACAAGAGGCCCUGGAGGUCCCUGACCAAACAGGAGCUGGAAAAAAUCCUGUCAGACACACCCCCUGUAUGGAGAGGAUCGUCCAAAUUGUUCCGCAACUUGAGAGAACGAGGUAUCAUCUCAUACACCGAGUACCUGUUCCUGCUCUGCAUUUUAACCAAGCCCCAUGCUGGCUUUAAGAUUGCAUUCAAUAUGUUUGAUGCAGACGGCAACCAGAUGGUGGACAAGAGGGAGUUUUUGGUGCUUCAGGAGAUCUUCCGGAAGAAAAAUGAAAAGAAAGGAAGGAAGGGGGAUGCUGAGAAGUCUGCACAGUUGAGUAUGCAGCUGUAUGGAUAUCAGGUUGCUCCCAUGAACAGCGUGCUUAAAAAAGACAGUCAAGAGUUUGUGGCGCGGAGUUACUGGGACGUUCUGAGGCGAGGCGCCAGCCAAAUCCUAUUUUCUGACCUGGCAGAGCGUACAGAUGAGAAUAUAACCAUUGACACCACACUGCUGGUCCACUUCUUCGGGAAAAAAGGAAAAGCUGAGCUAACUUUUGAUGACUUUUACAGGUUCAUGGAUAAUCUCCAGACUGAAGUGUUGGAGAUUGAAUUUUUGACCUACUCAAAAGGGAUGACCACUAUCAGUGAAGAAGACUUUGCCAAGAUCCUCUUGCGCUUUACCAAUGUGGAGAAUAUCGGCGCUUACCUGGAAAACGUCAGACACAGCAUACCUGAUGAAAAGGGAAUCACAUUCGAUGAGUUCCGAUCCUUCUUCCAGUUUCUCAACAACCUCGAGGACUUUGCCAUCGCCAUGCAGAUGUACAAUUUUGCUUCUCGCUCAAUCGGACAAGAUGAGUUUGCAAGGGCGGUGUAUGUAGCCACGGGUCUAAAGCUGACACGUCACUUGGUCAACACUAUCUUCAAGAUCUUUGACGUCGAUCACGAUGACCAGUUGUCUUACAAGGAGUUCAUUGGCAUCAUGAAGGACCGGCUGCACAGAGGAGCCAGGGGAUAUAAAGCGAUGGAGCGAGCCACCUCCUUUAAAUCCUGCCUAAAAAGGGAGCUGGCGAGCAGAUAGAGGCGACUCCACAUAUCCUUGACACCUGUGGCCAAGAGAGUGAAUAGAGACACAAAUGGAGGAAGACCAUUAAUAAACCAAGUGGCUUCACGUCAGGAAGAACAUCAUCAUCAACAUCUGAAUAUAACCAGAGCGAUAUAAUCUGAGAAAAAGUAUAUAUAUAUCAGUUAUUUAUGGUGUUUAUUCAUAUAAUUGUAUAUUAACAUUAUUCUCCCGCACUCUAUUUAUUUCCUCCUCCCUUGACUUGUAGAUACAGCUCGAUUUAAUUACACAUGAUUAAUCUAGUUGGCUCUUAAUCUAUUUUACGCACAGAGGGAGAAUGCUAUUGUAAAUUGUCUACCCAAUGUUUGAAGUAAUAAAAUAUCAAUUGUUAAAAUAUAAUGUGCACGUUUCACUGGCAUAUUCAAGAGAGAUGUACUCCUUCAAGUG
Molecule: messenger RNA, 1940 nt
Organism: Doryrhamphus excisus (bluestripe pipefish)
Lineage: Eukaryota; Metazoa; Chordata; Actinopteri; Syngnathiformes; Syngnathidae
Gene: micu3a
Product: mitochondrial calcium uptake 3a
Biological process (GO): mitochondrial calcium ion homeostasis; calcium import into the mitochondrion
Cellular component (GO): uniplex complex
Molecular function (GO): calcium ion binding
Source: RefSeq, a predicted model, not a curated record